ACCUUUCUAGAUAUUUCCCAACCCCCUCAGAAAGGAGAAAUAAUCCUCCCUUUCUCUCCUCUCCUGCCUUUCCCCAUUACUACUCCCCAGUCCCACUCCCACCCGCAGGCCGCGCCGCCCCAGCAAAUCUCACGCACAGAAACACCAAAGCCCCAAAGGCCCAAACUCACCACCUCCCAAUGGAGAACGGCGACGAAACCCUCGCCUCCCCCACGGCCGCCGCCGAGACGGACGCGCUCAACGGCGGCGUCGCGGAGGAGGAGCAGGUCCCCAUCACCCACCCCGCAAAGUCCUACGUCACGCUCGCCGACGACAACCCCGCUCCUAACGGCGGCGUCGUGAAAGAGGAGGAGGGCGGUGCCCACACCACCGCGAAGUCCUACGCAGCUGUCGCCGCCCAAGCCGAGAUCGAGGACCUCCGCGCCGCCAAGCUCGACCUGGAGGAGAAGCUCGCUGAGGCCCGCCGUGAGAACAAGUCCCUCGCCGAGGAGACGCACCGCAGCGAGGGGAUCUUCACGCAGGCCCGGGAGGAGGUCACCAUCGCCGAGUUCGCCGCCACCUCUGCCGAGAAGGAGGUCGCCUCGCUCCGCGCGGAGGUCGAACGCCUCGAUGCUGUUCUCAGGAUCGAGAAGGGCGAGCACGAGCUGGACAAGCAGAGACACGAGAAGGUCGCCAAGGAGGUGGAUGCCGUGCGCCAGGAGAAGCUCAAGCUAGAGGAGGAGAUCAGAGCCCUGAAGGCUUCCGCCACCGCCGCCGCCACCACCAAGGAGAGGGAAGCUGCGCCGGCUUCUGAGGCCCCGAAGGAAGGGGAAGUCGCGUGGCUGGGGAUGGCGGUGGCUGCGGCUGCCGGCGCCGCCGGCACGGCUGCCAUCAUGCUAGUUUAUCUCCGCCUUAAGAGGUAGGUGUUCUGGUGCUCGGUUGCGUAGCAGUAAAGGGAGUUUUCGUCGUGAUGCUGCUAUUACUGAACUGGGAGGUAUGCGACUUCUAUGAGUAGUUGCUUAUUAGCCUACAGAAAAUAUAGGGAUCUGGAGACUGGUUAUGUUUCAUGGCUGUUCUUCUUUCACCGGUACCAUUUUAUGACGAACGUUGUAUGACUGAUUAUCUUCUUGUUUACGUUACUGCUACGGCAUGGCCUCAUGACCCUUUUUUGAUCUAAUAAUGGUCCGUGUUCUGC
Messenger RNA from Zea mays, 1174 nucleotides. Its product is annotated as VIP1 protein. The coding region runs from base 180 to 902 and encodes 240 amino acids. The transcript has a single exon. The record is from RefSeq and is marked provisional. NCBI's taxonomy places the organism in Eukaryota, Viridiplantae, Streptophyta, Magnoliopsida, Poales, Poaceae.